AUGAUGAUCCAUGGAAAAGAGGAAACAGUCGAAGUUUUGGGCCGGGAUCCUUCAUCAAAGAAAGAUGAGGCAUCAGAAGAAACAAUUAACCAACCAGUGAAUGUGGGAAUAAUGGAACAACGUUCACCACCUUAUCUCCCAGCACAGACAGUCAAUUCAGGAGCAAUUUCUGGGAAAUUUCACGACAGAUAUUAUCUGGAUUGCCCUUCAGGCUGUCUGUCGCAGGAAUACUCUGCUCCAAGGUAUACACCCCAAGAAGACAUUCGUCAGGGGCAUCUUCCGAAUGUACCGUGUCAAGCCUUCACAGGGCCUUCCCCCACAUCUCUGGAUGAUGCACCCCCAGAGUACCAAAACGAAUUUGCCAAUGAAACAGAAAAGAACUUCUCAGACAAAAUCAUAAGGAGGGCUUUCAUUAGAAAGGUGUUUCUCACAUUAAUGGUUCAAUUGUUGAUGACCACAGCAAUAAUCUGCAUGUUUCUUUAUUGGCCAGCCCUAAAUUUAUGGGUAGCCCAAACUUAUUGGUUUACAUAUGCCUUAAUCCCUGCCAUCUUUGUUUUAAUCAUUAUCUUGUCAUGCUGUGAAGGGGUACGACGCAAAACUCCAUGGAACUUUGUGCUUCUUUUUUUAUUUACCAUUCUGGAAGGCUUGAUGUUGGGAGCAGUUUCAGUUUUCUAUGGUGCUGAUGCAGUGAUGUGGGCUGUUGGUGCUACUACAUUUGUAGCAUUUGGACUGACACUAUUUGCUCUGCAAACCAAGUGGGAUUUCACCAAGGGAACUGGAAUUUUGUUCGUGAUACUACUGGUGCUUUUGGCAUUUGGAAUUUUGUGUGCCAUAAUACGAUCAUAUUGGCUCCAGAUAAUUUAUGCCUCUUUAGGAACACUGGUCUUCUCGGCUUACCUGGUGAUUGACGUACAAUUAAUGCUGGGAGGAAAGCACAGAUACAGCCUCAACCCUGAGGAAUACAUUUUUGCAGCCCUGAAUCUUUAUCUUGACAUUAUAAAUCUCUUCCUCUUCAUACUUCAGAUCAUUGGCCUGAGUCGUUAAGAUAUAAAAAGUGAAUUAUGCAAAUUUAUUUAAUUAUUGAUCAUUAAUGCAUUCUUGUAGAAAUCUUUUAUUUCAGACAAAGAAGUCCAGUAAAUAAUCAAUGAAAAGCAGAACAACAAAGUGUAAACUUAGAAGCUAAAUGUCAUUACCCAAUAUUAAUGGUUAUAAUUUUGAAAUGUCAUUAUGCAGCAGAAAUUACAAAAAUAACUUGUGGUCUUGGAAAGCUAAUUCUCCACAAAACAAUAAAAAGGCAUGUAAAAGGUCAAAGUACCAGCUAAACCCUAAAUACCCUGUAUUAGAACUGAUGGUUCAAUCCUGUUUACUAAUUAAUAAUAUCGCAAAUUAGCAUUAAAAUGUAACAGUUGCAAAUAUGAAAAGUGCCUCAGUAUGAUAGUUUGUGAACUGUGAAAGUUUUGUAAAAGUGGGCAUAUUUUCAAAAUAAAGUGUUU
Messenger RNA from Hypanus sabinus (Atlantic stingray), 1493 nucleotides. RefSeq lists its product as uncharacterized. The transcript has 10 exons. Gene Ontology annotation, cellular component: membrane. Lineage: Eukaryota; Metazoa; Chordata; Chondrichthyes; Myliobatiformes; Dasyatidae. The coding region runs from base 1 to 1044 and encodes 347 amino acids. The record is from RefSeq and is a predicted model, not a curated record.